AUGAAUUCUUCAAUAAUUCCCAUAACGCUACGCGGAGACAAUCUCGGAGAACGCCAUCGAUAUCUGAACUCUCUGGUCGAAGACGUCUAUCAACAGAAGUUGCCCCUGCAAUGUAUCCUAGAAUUAUCUGAAAAGUCUCCUAUCGAUAAACUCUUUAAAAUUGACUUAGCGUCGAGGUAUCGGGAUGCAAAUUAUAUUAUUAGCACUCUUAAGCUAGAGGAUAUGCUAUACGUUAGCAGAGCCCUGAAAUGUACUUGGCUUUUAGAGUCGGAAUAUCAAAGUAUCUUUAAUCCUGAUCACUUAGAAUCUGAGCUGUAUCCAAACAUGAUAACUCCAGCAGUUAAUAAAAUGAAGAACUGGCUGCAAAUUAAUUUGCGCGACCCUGUAAGAUGUCAAAAGUUCUACAAAUAUUAUAAGGAUGAUUUUGAUGUGAGUAUGAAAUUUCUUCGGCAUUGUUCCACUGAAUUUAUCAUGGCUGAAUUUUUAAAUAUUAUAGAUAAGAUGACGCCGAAACAUUUGAAGGUUCUUAGCGAAUACUGCCCACAAGUAAUGAAAUUAUAUUACGAUAAUUUUAGCAAAACUUCGAUAACAUUAAAGCGGUAUAUAAGUGAAGACCGUGAUUAUUUUAACUGUUGCAAAAGUCUUGUAAACGUGGACAUGGAUUUAUUUCUGGAUAUCGUUGAAAAAUAUUAUGAUCAUCACAAAUUUGGUUCGCUCAGUCCGCGUAUAUCUGAACGCAUCAUGAAGAAUCACAAACAUAGGUUCACAAACAAAGCUGAACUCUACGCGGGUUGGCUUCUAGAUAUGAAAACUUUAGCUAAACAUCUCACUGAUGAAGAGAUAAAAGAAGUCGUGCUAAAGUUAGCGCGGGCGGAAUACCUUUACAAUUUGUUUUCAUAUAAAAACGUAGAGCCCCUUAUUAAAAAGUUGAGCGUUGAUGAGAGAGCAUCUUUUAAAAAGCAGGUUUUUGUCCAAAAUGAGAUUGGAACAAAGGUAAGCACAUGGCCUUACCCACCGCCCUCUCCGCCCUCUGGUUCGGAGAGUGAAAUUUUGAACUCCAUUUUCGAUGAUGUUAAACAUAAGCCAGACAAAUACAAGUACAUUGAACAGCCAAAUUUCAAACGUAAAAUACAAUAUCAAUGCCUUAUGGCUAUGAGCUCUGAUACAGAAUACCGUAUGGUAGACGAUUGCUUUCCGAUAAGGAGGAAAACUUUGCUAGAUCAGCUGUUUGAUCGCUAUAGAUUUUACAGCUUCGACCGGACAAUGUUUGAACUUCGAAAAUUGUUAAUGGCGGAGGGAUCUGUAAAGAAUCGAGAAUUCAUGAUGCUAGUGUUGGUUAGCAAAUGUGGGGAGAAUAUGGACCAAGUUGAGAAAUUGAUAAAUUUGCUUGUUGAACGGCACAAAAACGAACCGAGUAAUUUGCGGGCAGCCAUUGUGCGGAGCUUAGUUGUGCGGGCGUGCGUAUGGCGUCUACCACCGAGGGCUUGGAGUCUCUUGCUUGAUUUUGGACGAGAAUUAGGGCUUGAUGGAGUAUCGCCGAUACUUUGCCUCGAAGGGAUGCACGCUGCAGUGUUAAGAACCUUAUUGUCAGGCGAAGAAUGUCCACUUUCUUUAAAAGCCGCUUAUCUGGAUAAUUUCUCAAUUCUCAUUAACUAUAAGUUAAAUGCACCAGAAAAACGUAAAGUGAGGGAAAAUUUACCUGCGUUGCUUUUAACUGUCGCUGUGGCAGAUCCAGAUUCGGCGUUAAAAUGCUUUGGACUUCUUUUAGACGCAUUAUCAGCGCUAAAAUUAAAAGUUAAAGAUUGUCCCGGUGCUGUUGAUGCAUUAGUAGAGGCUGUACAUCGAGAUCCAACUUCGGCGGAAAGUCUCCUUCAUCGACUAUACAAUGAACGAGUUGCCCGACGCGAAUUAUUCCGUGAAACCUUUAAGCUGCUUAAAACAAAUGCAUCAUAUUUGAAUGUUUUGCGUCACGAUGCAAAGAUGCUAACAUCUACAAGUGACUUCAUAGAAUCGCUUAAAAAUCGCUCGUUCAAUUAUGACGGUUUUCUAAAAAAACUGUCCUUAUAUUUUGGAGAAGAAAACGGACUAGCUGCAACAUACGUAGUAGAGAUCACUCAGUUGGCAACCCGUAAGUCGCACGCGUCUUUAGCUCGACCACUUGCUUUGUUACGGAUCGAUCUACGGCCAAUUAUUGAUGAAUGCCUAAAAGAACCAAAGGGAAGUUCUAAAAAACAACUAGGAGCCGCUUUGUUAGCCAAUUAUCAUCAUAGUAAGCCUUUAGAUGUUGAUGUAAACGAUUGGCGGACGCUUGGUGUGAAGGCGAUUGCAAACAAAAUACUGAUUUGCAAAGCUGUUGAUGUAAAAAAAUAUUUACAAAAAUCGCUAGAGUGGCGACGAACACUAAAAUUGGCAUUGCGUCUUGCAGGACGCGUCGAUAAUACAUCACAAGUCUACGCAAUAGUUGGUACUAAAAGACCGGCUGCCGCAGUGCGUGCUGCAAUUAUGUAUUUAAAAAGAAAUAAAAAUUGUGACAGAGUAGAUGUUGAAGUGUGGAGAGCAGUUGCUCCCGCUUUAUGCAAUUUGGAUCUAUCAGUAGAGCAACGUCGCCGUCUUCAACAAAACCUCCUCUGUGACGUAGAAAUUAUCCCUUCGGAUAUUGAAGUUGAGUACUGGACCGAAUUGUUAAAAGCUAUCCAAAAGAUAUCAAGAAGGAAAGCGAUGCCAAUUAUAUGCACGCUGGAGAAUAUUUUGCCAGACGUUGGUUCAGACGUUAUUAAAAACAUAAUCGAGCAGUUUCUAGAAGAGUUUACACUGGACAACGUGUCAGAAGUUGACUAUAGCAUAAAAAUUUGUCAUAGUAUGCAAGUGCGUAUCAUUGCGAAAUAUCUGCUACUAUGUAAAAGCGAAUUUGAACGAAAUCAUAAACUGGAAACUAUUUGGGAGCCAUUCUAUAACCGUCUGAUGUCGCUUCUAAAAGAGGACACUCAAUCUUCGAUCGAGUAUUUAGACGACUUUUUGAUUGCGUUAAGAUAUAAUAAGGCUUUCUUCGACACUUCACUAGUUUCAUGUUUGCCCGUACUGGAAAGAAUAGUGACGGACUUGCGGAAGUUUCUGCCAAUGGAGGGUUACUUUUAUGUCUUCGUCGUGAUACAUGCCAUUAUGUUAUAUUACAAAUCAAUCCAACAAAGCCUCAAACUACACCCAGAUAAGUUUCAAGAUGCUAAUACAAAGCAGAGCGAGGGAACGGAAAUAGUUGGUAAACUAUUCGGUCAAUACAUGGGGCAGGAAGUUCGCGAAUUGGUGUCUAAAUAUUUCAAGUCCGUUGUAACCCUUUACUACAAUAAUUUAAUGAUAUUGUUACGUGACAAUCUUAAUUACAGUGAGAGCAGGAAUAGAUUUUUCAUUGAAAUUGUGAAAGGUUUGUUGGAAGUUGGCAACACUGAGGCGUUGCGUGUCGCACAGUACAUAUUGGAAGGUGAGCUGUGUAGUAAUUCUGGAAAACAGGAGCUUUUGAAAGCUUUGAAAGAAACACAAGAUGAGGAGGUUAAAUUCUUUAUAUACGCCGAUAUGUGCUGUGGCUUAAGCUUCUGA
Molecule: messenger RNA, 3591 nt
Organism: Parnassius apollo (apollo)
Lineage: Eukaryota; Metazoa; Arthropoda; Insecta; Lepidoptera; Papilionidae
Source: the annotation of a GenBank genome assembly